Messenger RNA from Talaromyces proteolyticus, 1584 nucleotides. RefSeq names its product cytochrome P450 3A31. The record is from RefSeq and is a predicted model, not a curated record. Lineage: Eukaryota; Fungi; Ascomycota; Eurotiomycetes; Eurotiales; Trichocomaceae. Gene Ontology annotation, molecular function: oxidoreductase activity, acting on paired donors, with incorporation or reduction of molecular oxygen; monooxygenase activity; iron ion binding. The transcript is spliced from 3 exons. The coding region runs from base 1 to 1584 and encodes 527 amino acids.
AUGGCAGCCCAUAGCAAGCUGUUGGCUGCCGGGGUUUGCUUAGUACUCUUGAUCGUAUGGAGAUUGGUAUACCUUUGUUUCUUCCACCCUUUGGCCAAAUAUCCUGGUCCUUUUAUUGCCAAGUUCAGCAAUCUGUAUGGAGCGUACCACGCUUGGAGAGGGGAUGCGCACCUUGACAUGUGGAGGACCCAUGAGAAAUACGGUGACUUUGUUCGCCAUAUGCCCAACACCCUCUUCAUUAGGAACUCAGAGGCUUUGCAUGCUAUCUUCUCUAUCAAGCCAUCCGUAUUGAAAAGCGCGCACUACCGUGUCCUAGAGACCAAUGUAGCAAGCACAUUUAGCUUACGUGGAGGCCAUGAUCACCUAUGGCGGAGGCGGCUUGUGUCGACAGCCCUCUCUGAAAAAGCCCAACGAGGAAUGGACGGCCGUAUCGCCGUACAUGUUCGUAAGUUCUGUGACAUGGUAUUCCCUAAGGAAGCCAAAGUGCUGGGCAAGCCUAUGGACAUGUCCGAGUGGUGUAGCUACCUGACCUUCGAUCUGAUGGCCGACCUUGUUUUCAGCGCCAGCUAUAACCUCUUGGGUAAUGAAAGAUUCCGCUACAUGCCACAUGUCAUUGACAAGUCCAAUGUACGGAUGUCAGUGCUCGUUUACAUCCCCUUUAUCGCUUGGUUUAAGUAUAUUGAUGCCUUUGUUUUCAAAGAGGCCUCUAUAGCCCGAAAUCGUUUCAUGCGCUUCGUCAUACGCGCGGUGAGGGAGCGUGCAGACCGUGCCACUGGCAAGUGGUCAUCCCAGUCAUUGGACCCAUGUCCGCCGCGCAACGAUAUCUACAGCACACUUGCCACGGCCAAGGAUCCAGACUCAGGAAAAAGCUUCUCUUCACAGGAAAUGGUUAGCGAAAGCAUCACAUUGGUAGUUGCCGGUUCAGACACAACUUCGACAGCCAUAUCAUCAACAUUUUUCUACUUGGCCGACACCAAGCAUGCGUACCGCAAGGUGGCUCGAGAAAUACGGGAAGCAUUUAAGAAUAAACCAUUCGGAGAGGGGGGGGUGGCCUGGGGCCCAGAAUUGUCAGGCUGUGCCUACCUACGAGCUUGCGUGGAUGAGGCGCUGCGUAUGAGCCCGCCCAACGGAGCUGCCUUGACGAGAGAGGUUAUGCCCGGUGGCCUCAAGAUCGGGAGGCAGUACAUCCCAGCGGGAACGGUUGUCUCUGUACCAGUAUACGCCAUCCAUCACGAUCCGCGAUACUUCGUGGAGCCAUUUUCUUACUAUCCUGAGCGCUGGCUUGAGGAUGAUGGCACCGGUAGCAUCAAGCGCGCAAGAUCCGUUUUCAACCCCUUCUCGAUGGGCAUCCGAGGCUGUCUGGGCAGAAAUCUCGCAUAUCACGAAAUUCUGACUACCGUUGCCACCGUGCUCUACUUUGGUGACUUCCAAUUUGCUGAGGGUGACUUAGGCAAAGUUGGCCGAGGGUCACCACAGGCCCAGUAUGGACGACACAGAGAGAAUGAGUACCAGCUACGCGACCAUCUGUCCGGACAGAAGAAUGGACCGUGGCUGCGAUUCAGGAGGCGUAAUAUUGUAGACUAA